This is a messenger RNA of Danio aesculapii, 1714 nucleotides long. RefSeq names its product cathepsin D. Gene Ontology annotation, biological process: proteolysis. Gene Ontology annotation, cellular component: lysosome. Gene Ontology annotation, molecular function: aspartic-type endopeptidase activity. The transcript is spliced from 9 exons. The record is from RefSeq and is a predicted model, not a curated record. Lineage: Eukaryota; Metazoa; Chordata; Actinopteri; Cypriniformes; Danionidae. The coding region runs from base 139 to 1335 and encodes 398 amino acids.
GAGCAAAAGUUGCUCGGCAGCAGCACACUGUGUCAGCUGACUGUGGCUGUUUGUCCUACAUAUUAGAUCGCACAAUAACAACAUCCACACAGCGAUACUGCUCUCGUUUGCGUUAACAGGUCCUGGGGGCUCGCCAACAUGAGAAUCGCCUGUUUGCUGCUCGUUGCUGCUUUUUUCUGCACGUCCGACGCUAUUGUCCGGAUUCCUCUAAAGAAGUUUCGGACCCUCAGACGAACACUAAGUGACUCUGGCAGAUCAUUAGAGGAGCUUGUAUCUAGUUCUAAUUCCCUAAAAUACAACCUGGGCUUCCCAGCUAGUAAUGAUCCUACUCCAGAAACCCUCAAAAACUACCUAGAUGCUCAGUACUAUGGCGAGAUUGGUCUUGGCACUCCUGUCCAGACCUUCACUGUGGUGUUUGACACUGGAUCCUCCAACCUGUGGGUACCUUCAGUCCACUGUUCCCUGACUGACAUCGCCUGCUUGCUUCAUCACAAGUACAAUGGGGGCAAAUCAAGCACCUAUGUGAAGAAUGGGACUCAAUUUGCUAUCCAGUAUGGAUCAGGAAGCUUGUCCGGGUAUCUCAGCCAGGACACAUGCAUGAUUGGAGAUAUUGCAGUUGAGAAGCAGAUAUUUGGAGAAGCCAUCAAGCAGCCAGGAGUGGCCUUCAUCGCUGCCAAGUUUGAUGGUAUUCUCGGGAUGGCCUAUCCUCGCAUCGCCGUCGAUGGGGUUCCUCCUGUUUUCGACAUGAUGAUGAGCCAGAAGAAAGUGGAGAAAAAUGUUUUCUCUUUCUAUCUGAACAGAAACCCUGACACUCAACCUGGUGGCGAGCUGCUGCUGGGAGGAACAGACCCCAAAUAUUACACUGGAGAUUUCAACUAUGUGGACAUCAGCAGACAGGCCUAUUGGCAGAUUCACAUGGAUGGCAUGAGCAUCGGCAGUGGACUGUCUCUGUGUAAAGGAGGAUGUGAAGCCAUUGUGGACACUGGGACGUCUCUGAUCACUGGCCCAGCUGCUGAGGUCAAAGCUCUGCAGAAGGCUAUUGGAGCAAUCCCUCUGAUGCAGGGAGAGUACAUGGUGGACUGUAAGAAAGUGCCGACGCUCCCCACCAUCUCAUUCUCCUUGGGUGGAAAGAUCUACUCUCUGAAUGGAGAACAGUACAUACUCAAGGAGAGCCAGGGUGGACACGACAUCUGCCUGAGUGGAUUCAUGGGUCUGGAUAUCCCACCUCCUGCCGGACCGCUGUGGAUUCUGGGUGAUGUGUUCAUUGGCCAGUACUACACUGUGUUUGACAGGGAGAAUAACAGAGUGGGCUUCGCUAAGGCCAAAUCAGUCUAACAUUUAACACUUGAGACCUCAGUGUCAUGAGAGUAAGGAGAAAAGUAGGAAAUCUGUCAAUAUCAUCUCUGUCAGUGAUGGAGUUUAGCAUUAUGAUGAUCCACGUCUUUGCACUGCUGUUAGCUUUCAAAAGUUUUCGUUUUAAAGAGGCACGUGGAGAAGAAAUGAUUCAGGGAAAAGUCAAACCGAUGACAAGUUACACUCGUUUGCUUUUUAGUUCAGGCUUGUUUGAAUAUCUGAUUGUGAGGUUUUAACAUUUUUAUUUGAUAAUUGUCAUGUCAUUGAUUUUUAGACACUACCUGUUUUAAGAUUUUUAUUGUGGAAUGACCUCCAAUGACUGAUCAAAUCAAAACAGGCAAUAAAGCUGUUAUAAACUCAA